AAAAUUACUUAAGGUCUGUCUAACAGGAAAGUACUUCGAUGUUUAAAGGGCACGUGCCUCUAGUUACGACACUGUCCAUAAUGACCAAAUAAUUUAUCCACAACUGGUAAACUUAGGACUGAUCUACUUUACAGUUUUUAUCUUUUAAAAACGAGAAAAUAUUCAACUUCCCCUCGUACGAUCCGCGCCCUAGUCCGCUAACCCUUUUCCCCAUAUUCGGCAACCUGCUCGCGAACCGGCAACGUCGCCGAAGACCAGAACGAAGACAGAGAAGAGCAACCAAACACACAGCCGGAGAAUCGAAUAAUCAAAAAGUCAUAGCAUCGUCCAUGGCUUUAAACAUCACCGUGUUUCUCAUGUGAACAUUUUACGAGGUUCAUAACCGUGAAAAACGCCAAAAAAAUUAAUAAGAGACUGACAAAAUGAGAUUGGUGGUAUUUGUGUUCGUCCUAGCUGUGCUGGUUUUCGCUUCCGAUGCCAAAAGAAAGAGAAAAUUCGAAGGAGAUUUUGAAUUCGCUGAAGAGGAUGAAAAUAAAUCAAGCAAAUCAGGAGAGAAAAAAAGAUGGAUACAUGAUCCCUCAAGCGAUCUAUGUCGACCGUUGAACUGCAAGAAAAAAGAAAUCUGCUUACUGGAAGAUGCCUUCACGGCGGUCUGCGUGUCCCGAAAGGAGUUGAAGAAAAACGGAGACAUCGUAGUUCCAAAAACGUCUGCAGAACCUGAAGAAUCGAAAGAUGAAGAUGAUGACGUUUUUUACGACACUGAAGAUGACCCAGAAAGUGAUGGUGACGAAACAGGAGACUCAGUAGUAUGUAAGCCAUGCCCAGUAGUCAAGCCAAUAUUUUUGUGUGGUUCAGAUAACAGGACUUACAGUUCAUUAUGUCGACUAGAUUAUCACAAUUGUAUCCAUCAUUCUGGUAUCAGAGUAGGCUGCAAAGGCUUCUGCCCUUGUUCAGACAAUGAAGAUCACAGGAAGAAACAGAAGCAAUCAGAUAAAUUAAAUACAUUUAUGAAUAAAUAUAAAGCAACUUUGGACAAAACAGGCAACGGCGGUUCAAUUAUUGGAGGAAAAAUUAAUAAAAACCCUCCAAAAUCAGAAUUAUAUACGUAUACACCACAAGAUUUUAAAUACGACAACAAGCAUUACAAGUACAUCAAAUAUACAAAGUAUAAUAAGGACAAUAACAAUAUUCUAUACGCUGAAGACAAAGAAAGACUUAGAGGGUACAACGAAGUAUUGGAUAAUAAAAUUUACAACGGUCCCAUUCUAGGUACUCCCAUAUACCCGCCUAAACAAUGCUCUCCGACUGCUCUGCAAGCCAUGGGCAACAGAUUGUUGGAUUGGUUCUCAGUCGUCAUGUCUGAUGCGACCAAACGAAGAAGAAUGAAGGCCAAAUCCAAGGUGCGUUUCCCGCCAUCUUGCAAAGGCGAAGUAAGAUGGAUGUUCCAACACUUGGACACGAACGCUGAUUCGAAGUUAUCUCUACAAGAACUGUACGAUUUGGAACACGAUCAAAACGAAAUAUGUCUAAAGCCGUUCUUGCAACAGUGCGACGUCGAUAGAGACGUCAUAGUGACGCCCUCGGAAUGGUGCAGAUGCUUCCAAAGGACGGAACGACCUUGCGCGGCUGUCAAACGCAAGAUUACCGCGGAUCUACUAGGAGUAUUUGUGCCAGAAUGUGAUAUUCAGGGUUAUUAUAAGCCUGUGCAAUGCCACAAUGCUAUCGGUAUGUGUUGGUGCGUCGAUAAGCAUGGUGUUGAAUUUGCAAAUACUCGUACACAUUCUAAACCAACUUGUGACUCCAUUAUGAACAAAUCAAGCUUGGAUUACUCGGCAAAACAAAUGAGCAAUAGCGUCGACACGGCGAGCGACGACGAAGAUGGCGACGAUUCCGGCGAUCAAGAAAUCGAAGGCAGCGCUGACCAUCCCGCAGAUUAUUAAUAAUAAAUAAUCAAUAGCAGUAAUAAUAAUAAAAAAACAACGGUAAAAGAACAAAAAAAAGACACCCUAAUAUCCGUUAAGAUGCCUGCUACUUACUCUUUCAUUAUGACCUAAUUUAUAAUACGGCUUAGAUACUUAGAUAUUUUUUAUAAAAUGACGAUUGGUAGUUCACGAGAGGCACUAAUCACGGUAGUAGUAACUUUUUUUAAUAAUCGUAUACAGGGUGAUUCGAGGAAUAUCGCUUUGUAUUCUGCAUGGAAGAGUCGAAGGACCACUAAGGAAAAAAAUAGAUUUCUGAUUUUAAGCUCAGAAAAAUUUUUCUAGACUUGUAACUCAAAAAAUUGAUUUUUUCGACAUAGAACUAAAAAAAAA
Messenger RNA from Psylliodes chrysocephalus, 2312 nucleotides. Lineage: Eukaryota; Metazoa; Arthropoda; Insecta; Coleoptera; Chrysomelidae. The record is from the annotation of a GenBank genome assembly.